UUAUUGAACCCCUGAACAGAACCAAGGUUGCUAAGAGACCACCUGUGCUGAAUGCACUUUGUUCUAGCCAGAGCAGAGUAAGAGAAAACUGAGGAGCUGUGUUAUCUACCACGGCCUGGGAUUAAUUCAGGGAGCAGGAAUAUUCUGGCUAUGACUGGUAAAAACUGGAUAUUAAUUGCCACUACUACUCCCAAAAGCCUGGAAGAUGAAAUUGUGGGAAGACUUCUAAAAAUUUUGUUUGUUAUCUUUGUUGACUUAAUGUCUAUUAUGUAUGUUGUUAUAACUUCUUAAAAAGCUGACUUCCUUUACUUUACAUGUAAAUUUCAAAUUGAAUUCCAGUGAAUAAAAAUUUGUAUUUUAA
Lemur catta (Ring-tailed lemur) is the source of this 361-nucleotide messenger RNA. RefSeq names its product myoregulin (gene MRLN). The transcript has 3 exons. The record is from RefSeq and is a predicted model, not a curated record. NCBI's taxonomy places the organism in Eukaryota, Metazoa, Chordata, Mammalia, Primates, Lemuridae. Bases 151 to 291 code for a protein of 46 amino acids.